AUGUUGGCCACAGCAAUCCCCAAGCCACCCCCUGUGGUCCACAUCCCAGAAUCCUCCACCACAGUGGAUGUCCGGGUCAUUGAUACCAACACGUUCGUUCACCUGAACCCCGAACUGUUCUGGCGGCCGAAGGUCGAUGGCUUCAAUGGCCUGCACGCCCCCAUCUACUGCUUCCUGGUGUCCAACAAUAGAACAGGAAAGCAUGUACUCUUUGAUCUAGGGACCCGACCUGACUGGCAGAAUUACGCGCCGAAGACUGUUGCCCUGAUCCAAGCCACCACAGUAGUCACCCCAGGGUCCGAUGUGGCCACCACACUUGAUGAGGCGGCCGACAAGGGUCAAGUCGGCGUGCGCAGCUCCGACAUUGACGCUGUCAUCUGGUCCCACAACCACUUCGACCACAUCGGCGACGUGACGCGGUUCCCGCACAGCACUGAGCUGGUCGUCGGCCCGGGCGUCCGUGCCGCGACGUGGCCCGGCUGGCCGUCACGUGCGGAUGCCAUUGUGCUUGAUGCCGAUGCUGAGGGCCGUACGGUGCGUGAGAUCUCGUUUAAUGGGGGUCUCAAAAUCGGGCGUUUCGAUGCGUUUGAUUUCUUCGGUGACGGAUCGUUUUACCUCCUUGACGGACCAGGCCACGCGGUGGGUCAUCUUUGUGCCCUGGCACGAACCACGGCUGCGUCUGACGAUGUCGGGCCAUCGUUUGUGUUCAUGGGCGCGGACGCAUGCCACCAUGUUGGAGUGCUGCGCCCCAGCGAGUAUCAUCCUUUACCGUCCGGGGAGAGUCUGCAGCAUCUUCUGGGCGAAGACUCGCCGCUUUGUCCUGGACUUCUUCUGGAGUCAUGCUUGGCCAGUAAAUCUGUACCUUUCUUCGAGGUAACUGCUCCUAGCCUUAUAUUCCCGGAUAAAGAAGCAUCUUUCGAUACGAUUAGCAAGAUACAGGAACUGGAUGCUUUGGAAAAUGUUUUUGUCGUGAUGGCACAUGACCUGUCAAUACGGGAUCAGAUCCCCUUGUUUCCUGAGAGGAUCAACGGAUGGAAGAAGUCGGGUAUUAAAGUCGAUUCACGAUGGAAUUUCUGUCAAGAUUUAUGUCAUUGA
This is a messenger RNA of Diaporthe amygdali, 1095 nucleotides long. RefSeq lists its product as uncharacterized. The transcript has 2 exons. Bases 1 to 1095 code for a protein of 364 amino acids. NCBI's taxonomy places the organism in Eukaryota, Fungi, Ascomycota, Sordariomycetes, Diaporthales, Diaporthaceae. The record is from RefSeq and is a predicted model, not a curated record.